AUGUCAAAUGAAAGAACCUAUUACAAUAGUUCAGGAGGACAAAUCAGGCUUCCCACAAAGCUCAAGCCACUGUGUCGAGCAAACUGGUCUAGUCUCCCAGUUGGCAAGUCCUCUACUGCUGCCUAUCUCUUGUUUUUCAGAAGGAUUACAGGAAAAAGGGGGAAAAGGGAAAAAGAAAGUAGCAUUCUAUCUGCUCCAAUCAAAUCUCAAGAGCAAGAUAAUGCCAGCAGUCAAUGGCAUGUUGCUUUGCAGGACACCUAUUAUAAAGAAAAUGCACUACGAUAUAAAGGAUUAGCAUGCCACCAGCACGAACCAUUAACAGAUGCCUCAGAAAGAAUGUCACUCUCCAAGCUUGAGAGAGCUCAAAGGGAAAAGGCAAGUCAGCACAAAUCAGUAACAGCUCUGGGAUAUAAUAAGUGCCCCUCUAGAAUAACAAUCCAGAAACAGAGUGAUUCUACCAAAUUGGUAUCAGUCAAGCAAUCGGAAUCGGCAGCUCAGAAAAUAAAGAAUUUUACAGUUAACUUAAUCAAUGUGAUAUUGGAGGUUUCAUAA
Striga asiatica is the source of this 552-nucleotide messenger RNA. The record is from the annotation of a GenBank genome assembly. Lineage: Eukaryota; Viridiplantae; Streptophyta; Magnoliopsida; Lamiales; Orobanchaceae.